AGGAGAUUAGACAUGGUAUCCUUCGUGUGAGGCUCUAAAUGUAGUCUGCCGGUUCUUUUUGUACAAUAGCUUCUCGAAGAGGGAAGCUUUGUGAGUUCGGGGGAAUCCCAUAUUUUCUUUCCCUGAAAGUAAAAGCAAGGCUCCUCCACUAAUACGUCAGAAGGUCAUCAGCGGAAAAGGUCACAGGCAAUGCAACCAAAAUGGCGGCCUCCUUGUGUCAGUGUUACCAGCUGUGUGUCAGAAGAAGUUUGCUUGUCUCCAGUCCUUCAUAUUUGCUCCUACACAACAGACCUCAUGUAUACAGGAUAUGUGGGUCUCUCACAAGUUCUUCACAGGUACGGUAUGCAUCAGACAGGGGAGGUAGCCGAAAAGGCUUCUUUGGGGGGUUCUUGGACAACCUCAAACAGGAGCUCAGCAAGAACAAGGAAAUGAAGGAGAACAUCAAGAAGUUUCGCGAGGAGGCCAAAAAGUUGGAGGAAUCAGAAGCUCUGAAGCAAGCUCGGAGGAAAUAUCAAACCAUAGAGUCUGAAACUGUGAAGACGUCUGAAGUUCUGAAGAAGAAGUUAGGGACCUUCUCAGAGACUGUGAAAGAGGGUCUGGAAGAGGUCAGUCGUACAGAUAUAGGGAGGAAGAUCAAGGAGGGCGUGGAGGAAGCAGCGAAGACAGCCAAGACGUCUGCGGAGUCUGUGUCCAAGAGUGGAGAGAAACUGGGAAAGACUGGUGCCUUCAGGGCAAUAUCUCAGGGUAUAAAGAGUGUGAAGAAGGAGAUUGAUGAUCUUAAUCAGAGUGGGCCCUACCGGGCCCCCAAGAGACUACGGAAGAGGAGUGACUUUUCAUCUAAGGCUGCAGAAAAUGAGAACAAGGUCUUCGAGGCCAAUGAGGAUGCCAUGGGGGUGGUGCUGCACAAGGACUCCAAAUGGUACGCACAGUGGAAGGACUUCAAGGAUAACAACAUGGUUUUUAACAGGUUCUUCGAAAUGAAGAUGAAGUAUGAUGAGAGCGAGAAUGCCCUCGUCAGAGCGUCUCGUGCCGUCACAGAUAAAAUGACCGACAUCCUAGGUGGGCUCUUCUCCAAGACCGAGAUGUCUGAGGUGCUGACAGAGAUUCUGAAGGUGGAUCCAUCAUUCGACAAAGAUGUCUUCCUCAAGCAGUGUGAAUUUGACAUCAUACCCAACGUCCUGGAGGCCAUGAUCCGAGGGGAGCUGGAGGUUCUGAAGGACUGGUGUUAUGAAGCGACUUACAGCCAGCUGGCCCACCCCAUUCAACAGGCCAGGGCUAUGGGCCUGCAGUUCCACUCUAAGAUCCUGGACAUAGACAACAUUGAUCUGGCCAUGGGGAAGAUGAUGGAGCAGGGUCCGGUGCUGAUCAUCACCUUCCAGGCCCAGCUGGUCAUGGUGAUCCGCAACACUAAAGGAGACGUCAUAGAGGGAGACCCUGACAAGGUGCUGAGGAUGAUGUACGUGUGGGCCCUGUGUCGAGACCAAGAGGAGCUGAACCCCUACGCAGCCUGGAGACUCCUGGAUAUCUCUGCCUCCAGCACUGAACAGAUCCUCUGAGAUCAACACACACAUACACCCAGGGCUGGAAGACUGAGGAGAAUAGGAGGCGGGCUGGACGGGAGAGCAUGGAAUUACCACAGGGACAUGAACAAGCAGUGCUGACCAUUUCAGCAACCCAGCUAACUCCUCCUCUAGCAUAGUUUUGGGUGGCCCACUGUGGACUGCUUCUUAUGGCUGCCCCUCAUGUACCAGACUGGCAGUGUUCACAGACCAGGAUAGAGGAGAUCCAGACUGGAUAGACCUGUGUUCCCACUGGGUGACUCUAGGGGCAGUAGUCCACUCAGAGCAGUCGCUCUGUCCUUCUGUCUGUCACACCAUGGUCAGAUAAGUUGAUACUGUCCUCCUCCUCUCCCAGACAUAAUUGUGUUAACUGGAGGAUUGAGGAUAAAGUGAAGGGUGUCUUUAAUGCAUCUCUGUCGAUCCCUUCCUAGUUUGGGGAGGACAUUUUGGAUGCCAUGUGGUCCACCAGUGCCCUAUACACACAUUUGUAUGAUAGCCCAGUCUAAUUAUUGAAUUGAGAAAAUCUAUAUUUAUUAUAUAAAAAAAAAAGCCUCUGCUUCACCUUCAGACAUUUUGUUUGAGGAGUUCUUUUGUACCCAUUGGCUGUAAAAUCUUUAGGCUUGCCUUAAAUAAACUUGGAAAUAUCUGCUGAUAUUUUUGACGGCAAGGUGUUUAUUAUUAAAAACUCAAUGAAUUGGGACUUCAAUGUAUGGCAUGAGCUUCUUUUUUUUUUUUUUUUGAGGACACAAAUCCUAAAAGGUUUUCUGUUGCACCAAAUAUUAACACUAUUGUUUUAGUGUCACUAAUUAGCAUUCAGCCAUUUAGCAUCUGUGAACUUGGUGGUAUGGCACAUAGUAGAUUUGGAAUUCCAUUGUUUUUAUUAAGGCCUCCAAACAACGCCAUGCUACUAAACGGUCCUAACACAAUGGUGCCACACAAGGGGCUAGUCAGACCUCAUUAUUAAUAGAGACAGAUGUUUAUGUACACGUGGAUCCACCACUCUUCUGACAACUCAUUGUAUUGUGAGUUGCUGGUAUGUCAGUGUAUGUCAUACUUGGGUGUUUGUUUUUAUAUCAAGCCCACUUGGCAUAGACCGAAGGCUCCACAUACUGGUGAUUUUUAUGAUGGUAGUUUCUCAUUUACGUCAUGGCCAAAAUGAGUCGACUUAAUAAACUUUUCUGAAUUCCAACCGUG
This is a messenger RNA of Oncorhynchus keta (chum salmon), 2753 nucleotides long. RefSeq names its product mitochondrial import inner membrane translocase subunit TIM44. The transcript is spliced from 14 exons. Bases 201 to 1556 code for a protein of 451 amino acids. The record is from RefSeq and is a predicted model, not a curated record. Gene Ontology annotation, cellular component: mitochondrial inner membrane. Gene Ontology annotation, molecular function: protein-folding chaperone binding. NCBI's taxonomy places the organism in Eukaryota, Metazoa, Chordata, Actinopteri, Salmoniformes, Salmonidae. Gene Ontology annotation, biological process: protein import into mitochondrial matrix.